UCAUGUCUAUGCUUCAAACAAAUACAUAACCUUUAUUGUAAGAUUUAAGGUUACCUUGGCGUUUAUAUUAAUUACUGUCGUCGAAAAGUUGAAACAUAUAUUUUAAUACGAGGUACAUAUAUAUCGUCUACAAUUACGAAAAUGGAUAUUCGUCCUAAUAAUACCAUUUAUAUCAAUAAUUUAAAUGAAAAAAUAAAAAAAGAAGAAUUGAAAAAGUCAUUAUAUGCCAUCUUUUCUCAAUUUGGCUCAAUUUUGGAUAUCGUGGCUUUAAAAACACUUAAAAUGCGUGGACAAGCUUUUGUCAUCUUCAAGGAAAUAGCAAGUGCGACAAAUGCUUUAAGAUCUAUGCAAGGAUUUCCAUUUUAUGACAAACCAAUGAGGAUACAAUAUGCUAAAACUGACAGCGAUGUAAUAGCCAAAAUAAAAGGUACCUUCGCAGAACGUCCAAAGAAACCAAAACGAGUUGUUCCAGCAGCAGAUGAGGAAGCCAAACGUGCCAAGAAGCGUGCAAAGGAGCAAGCCAAGCAUUCGCAACAAGUUGGAUAUCAUGCCACUGUACCUCAGCAUCCGGGACUCGUCAAUACGGCCGUUCCUGAACAACCACCAAAUCAAAUAUUAUUCUUAACAAAUCUACCGGAUGAGACAAGUGAAAUGAUGUUGUCGAUGUUGUUCAAUCAAUUCCCAGGCUUUAAAGAAGUGCGAUUGGUACCCAAUCGACAUGAUAGCUUUGUGGAAUUUGAAAAUGAAGUUCAAUCUGGGGCAGCAAAAGAUGCUCUUCAAGGCUUUAAGAUCACACCUUCGCAUGCAAUGAAAAUAUCAUUUGCAAAAAAAUAAAUACUGUCUUUUUCUACUGUUUAUGUGUGAUAGAAUAUUGAUAUAAUUUAAAUAAAAUAUAUCAAAUACAAUUUUGUACUUGUACAAAGUGAGUGGAGAUAUUGAUAUACUGGC
This is a messenger RNA of Nylanderia fulva, 948 nucleotides long. It is a transcript of the gene snf, whose product is annotated as U1 small nuclear ribonucleoprotein A snf. The record is from RefSeq and is a predicted model, not a curated record. Lineage: Eukaryota; Metazoa; Arthropoda; Insecta; Hymenoptera; Formicidae. Gene Ontology annotation, molecular function: RNA binding.